CUCCAGCGACCAUCCGUAAGGGGUUUAUUCGUAAUACCGACACAGUUUACGAACCCCGACUCGCAAAACGGAAUAAAAUAUACCUCUGCGGACUCCUUUUCUUCCCUCUCGAGCCCCACUUGUCCUCCUCUCUCUCUCUCUCUCUCAUUUCCAGUUUUCUGGGCGUUUGAUCGAGAAGAUGUGGGGCAUCGCGAGGCGAAAGAUCGGAUUGGGAAACUUCCCCUCACCGAUUUUAGGGCAGGUAUUGCAGAGGAUUCGGCCGAUGGGAUCCGCGUUGCCAAAGAGCUACUCAACUGCAGCAAAAGAGAUGACAGUGCGUGAAGCUCUGAACUCUGCACUUGAUGAGGAGAUGUCUGCAGAUCCUAAAGUUUUCUUAAUGGGCGAAGAGGUUGGGGAGUAUCAAGGUGCGUACAAGAUUUCAAAAGGUCUGCUUGAGAAGUAUGGUCCUGAGAGAGUUCUUGAUACUCCAAUUACGGAGGCUGGAUUUGCUGGUAUCGGAGUUGGUGCAGCUUAUUAUGGUCUACGGCCUGUCAUAGAAUUUAUGACAUUCAACUUCUCCAUGCAGGCAAUUGAUCAUAUCAUUAAUUCUGCUGCAAAGUCAAAUUACAUGUCAGCCGGUCAGAUAUCUGUACCUAUUGUUUUUAGAGGGCCAAAUGGUGCUGCUGCCGGAGUUGGUGCUCAGCAUUCGCAGUGUUAUGCAGCUUGGUAUGCACAUGUUCCUGGUUUGAAAGUGCUUUGUCCAUAUUCAUCAGAAGAUGCUCGAGGCUUGUUAAAAGCAGCAAUAAGGGAUCCUGACCCUGUUGUUUUUCUUGAAAAUGAACUUCUAUAUGGAGAGUCAUUUCCUGUUUCAGCUGAAUCUCUUGAUUCUAGUUUCUGCCUUCCAAUAGGGAAAGCCAAGAUAGAACGAGAAGGAAAACACGUUACCAUCACGGCUUUCUCAAAAAUGGUUGGUUAUGCUCUGCAGGCUGCAGAGAUACUCUCAAAAGAAGGAAUUAGUGCUGAGGUUAUAAAUCUCCGUUCCAUUAGGCCAUUGGACAGAGGUACUAUCAAUGCUUCAGUUAGGAAAACCAACAGACUGGUGACUGUUGAAGAAGGCUUCCCGCAACAUGGAGUAGGCGCUGAAAUAUGCAUGUCUGUAAUUGAGGAAAGCUUUGAGUAUCUUGAUGCACCAGUGGAGAGGAUCGCUGGUGCUGAUGUUCCCAUGCCUUACGCUGCAAACCUUGAGAGGAUGGCCGUUCCUCAGGUUGAUGACAUCAUCCGUGCAGCAAAGCGGGUUUGCUACCGAUCAGUCCCUAUGGCUGCAGCGGCAUAGUUUGAGGGAUGCAUUUUGAUGAGACCAAUUUCUCCUUGUAUCUUUCUGGUUAGAAAAGAUGCAUGACAAUACUUAUUCAUGUUCCUUGCCUCGUGUGAGCUGAUUUUGCACAUCUACUAGAGAUUGAGAUCUCUAUGAGAUUCUUUUCUAGCAGUUGGAAGACUGCUUGUUCAUUGUGCGAAACAAUUCUUUUUAAACUUGUGGGUGUAUCCUGUUCAAUAAUGGAAGUUUUGAUAAUGACUGCAGAAGAUUUUGCUUUUAACCUGAGCUUACAACAGCAACACCAUGGUUGGGAAUUUUGAGUUGCUAUCAAGUGUUUGUUUAAGCUGCAUACAAGGCAUGUUCUUG
Molecule: messenger RNA, 1660 nt
Organism: Elaeis guineensis (African oil palm)
Lineage: Eukaryota; Viridiplantae; Streptophyta; Magnoliopsida; Arecales; Arecaceae
Product: pyruvate dehydrogenase E1 component subunit beta-2, mitochondrial
Biological process (GO): pyruvate decarboxylation to acetyl-CoA
Cellular component (GO): pyruvate dehydrogenase complex
Molecular function (GO): pyruvate dehydrogenase (acetyl-transferring) activity
Source: RefSeq, a predicted model, not a curated record